AUGGCUAUGGAAGAAGAGGUGGCAGAACCAUACUCGGGCUGGAGACUGUUCUUCGAUGGAGCAGUCAACUACAAAGGAUCAGGCAUUGGGGCGGUGUUGAUAUCAGAAACAGGGCAACACUAUCCAAUGGCCGCAAAACUCAACUUCAGAUGUACCAACAACAUGGCGGAAUACGAAGCAUGUAUCCUCGGCCUCAGGAUGGCGUUGGACAUGAACAUACAGGAGUUGUUAAGAUUGUGCGAGAGAUUCAAGAGUAUUGACUUCAGGCAUACCCCAAGGGCUCAGAAUGAGUUCGCAGACGCAUUGGCUACAAUAGCGUCUAUGAUCCAGCACUCUGUGAGUACCCACAUUGAUCCAUUAGAGAUCACACUAAGAGAAGAACAUGCUCAUUGCGCCCAUGUCGAGGCCGAGCCAGAUGGCCAACCAUGGUAUGCCGACAUUAAGGCCUACCUGGAAAAAAGAGAGUAUCCCCCAGAGAGUUCAGCAAAUCAAAAGAAGACCAUCAGGAGAUUGGCUAAUGGUUUCUUCUUGAACAAGGAAGUGUUGUACAAAAGGACCCCUGACCUUGGGUUGCUCAGGUUUUUCUUUUACAGGACAGCAGACACACCACCAACCGGCUUACUCACAGCAAAGGCGGAAGGCAAAACUCAGCCCAGUGGAGAGAGACCAAAAGGGUCACGACAAAAAAUAGGUAAUAAAGACACAUCUGGCCGCAAGGGUCGCAGAGCAAAUGAGCGUAAAGACGAAUCCGACCAAAAGGGUCACACAAAGGGUGAACAGCAAAAAAUAUCAGACCAAGAGGGUCACAAUUGA
Molecule: messenger RNA, 813 nt
Organism: Lycium ferocissimum
Lineage: Eukaryota; Viridiplantae; Streptophyta; Magnoliopsida; Solanales; Solanaceae
Exons: 3
Coding region: 1-813 (270 amino acids)
Molecular function (GO): RNA-DNA hybrid ribonuclease activity; nucleic acid binding
Source: RefSeq, a predicted model, not a curated record